AGAAUCAAAAGCAAAGUCUCCAUAUACGCGACAGGUCUGUCACAUUGUGGGAGAGGCAGUCGUCGCUCACCAACAGCCACGCGCCCAAUCGUGACACCACAGCCAGCUGUACCAGCACCGUUGUGGAACCAGCAAAUCUGCUCUCAGGAGUCAACAUGCAUACGGUCCAUCCCCUGUCGAUUGUGACUUCACUUCUUUGCUGCGUGGUGAUGGAGGAUGUCGAGACGAACGGACGCCGCAUGCCAAUGACAUGGAGCCUGUUCCCAUCACCCGAGUGGACCGCCUCCAGUCCUCUCCCGCAUGCAAUCCUCGCACGGGACGGACAUGGCUGCGCUCCACGGUUUCUGUCUAAUAGCAGGGGAGAGUUGCUUGUGCAAGCCAUAUGUAAUAAAGGGCCGCGGCCUGCGUGUGUGGCACGUCGACCGUCACCACCAGAGUACGCGGGCCUAAUCACAAAGGCAGCUGUUGACGAUUUGGGAUGGGUGAAUCAACGCGCUACCGCUUCACACAAGCUGGGCAGCCACACCACAAAGAAGAACCCUGGUGUCGAGCUGGACCCUAGGCCUGUCGUUCAUGUUGAUGGCUUGCUGCCGAUUGUGGAACCUGGUACGUGCACGCUGAGCAUAUACAUCUACGCUGAUGGAGGCAUGAAUCAAUUUAGCAGAGGACUGAAGAUCCCUUUCAUCUUUGGACGUUUGAAAGGGACGUGAUGGAAAAUCGUAUCAUCACGGUGAUGAACGCAGUCACUGUUUGCCGCCAAUUUCAAAUCCUGACACUGGCAAUGUCUG
Molecule: messenger RNA, 788 nt
Organism: Emericellopsis atlantica
Lineage: Eukaryota; Fungi; Ascomycota; Sordariomycetes; Hypocreales; Bionectriaceae
Exons: 1
Coding region: 156-710 (184 amino acids)
Source: RefSeq, a predicted model, not a curated record